Molecule: messenger RNA, 4337 nt
Organism: Vombatus ursinus (common wombat)
Lineage: Eukaryota; Metazoa; Chordata; Mammalia; Diprotodontia; Vombatidae
Product: short transient receptor potential channel 2-like
Exons: 22
Coding region: 203-4210 (1335 amino acids)
Biological process (GO): calcium ion transmembrane transport; regulation of cytosolic calcium ion concentration; single strand break repair
Cellular component (GO): nucleus; cation channel complex; membrane
Molecular function (GO): inositol 1,4,5 trisphosphate binding; store-operated calcium channel activity; damaged DNA binding
Source: RefSeq, a predicted model, not a curated record
GUUGGAGGUCAGAGUGCUGUUGUGGCGGGAACCUAGGUGAUGUGACUGGAGAGGCGAGAAGGGGAGGAAUGAGAAGUGAGGCUGGAAAGAAUCAUCAUGUACUGAAGGGACCAAGAAGAAGCCAAGAGGGCCAAUGUGGUGACAGGGUUUGUGUGCAUCUUGAGAGAAAGGGCUUGUGGCUGCCUUCCUUCUGUGCCGCCUCAUGGCUCCUGUGAAGAUCAGCCAUGUGGUAUCGUUUUCCUCUCAGGACUCCAGGUACCCUGUGGAAAACCUGCUGGACCCAAAUGAACCAGUGAGGCCCUGGCUUUGCUCCCCUCAGGACCACAGUGGGCAGCUCAAGGUGGAGCUGCAGCUGGAACGGGCUGUGCCUAUCAGUUACAUUGAUGUGGGGAACUGUGGCUGUGCCUUCUUGCAGGUGGAUGUGGGACGUUCCUCCUGGCCCCCAGGCAGACCUUUUCUGACCCUGCUUCCCAUGGCCACACUGAUGUCACCAGCUGACUCCAAACUGGGAAAGAACCAUUCAGGGGUCCGCAUGUUUAAAGAUGGGGAUUUUCUGGCCCCAGCAGCAAGUGAGAGCUGGGAUAGGCUUCGAGUGACUUGCAGCCAGCCCUUCAACCGGCGGCAGCCCUUUGGUCUCUUGUUCCUUCGUGUGCGUUCUCUGUUGGAGCCCAGAGAAGACCCUGAGAACUCUCGAGUGCCUGACCACAAUCAGGUGGAAUCCCCUGUAGAAGCGCCUCAAGCCAGCCCUUGGCUUGCCAGCCCUGCCAUCCGGAGAACAUUCUUCCCAGAUCCACAGCCGAGCCUCGGGCAGGUGACUGAGCUCAGAAGCCGCCUCCAGCAGCUACAGCCUGGGGCUUUAGGACGCUCAGCCCGCAUGGUGCUUUCUGCUGCCUGCCGGGCCCUUCCAUCUACCUCAAAGAGCCUUGGGUGCCACCAGGGGGAACCAUCCCCUAACCACACAGCUAGCUCAGAUGUGGCUGAGGAGCCAGGGUCACGGAAACAGAACUCAGAGAAUGAGUCAAGCCGGACAAAGAGACAGAAGCUACAAAACCCAAGGAGAAGACCUCCAGCCACUCCAGGUCCACGGCAGUGCAGGAAGGUGAGGCCAAGACGACAGCCCCCCUGGCCACAGACGAACAGUGACCGUGCUCAGGAGAGUGGCCAGUGCCCCAUCUGUGCAGGGUCCUUCAGCUUUGAGGUCCUUCCCCUCCAUGCUGCCACCUGUGGAGAGAGCACCCCACCUCACCCAGCUUCACCUUCCUCAUCCUCGUCUUCCAUCUCCUCUUCGUCCCCAUCUCGGACUCCACCCUCACUGCACUCCGAGUCCUCUCUGGAGAGCACACUACUCCCCGCCUGGGUGCAAUGCCCCAUCUGCCAGUGCCAGUUCGCAGCAAGGGAGGUGGCGUGGCAUGCCAGCAGGUGUGGGGAACCUCCUGAGAUUCCCUGGAUGGGCCUGGACCCCCAGCCCAACUGGAAUGAGAUCGUGAACCGGAAACUCCGUUUUCCUCCCCCCCUGCUUGGUGCCAUCCAGGAGGGUCGGCUGGGCUUGGUGCAGCAGCUGCUAGAAUCCGCAGGGACGGAGGCAAGUGGGGGUGGGGGUGGAGGUACUGGGGGACCACAACGUCAGCUGGAGGAGGCCGAGGACCGCUCUUGGAGAGAGGCACUGAAUCUGGCCAUCCGGCUGGGCCACGAAACCAUCACUGAUGUUUUGCUGGCCCAGGUCAAGUUUGACUUCCGGCAAAUCCAUGAGGCUCUCCUGGUGGCAGUGGACACAAACCAGCCCGUAGUGGUGCGCCGCCUGCUGUCCAGGCUGGAGCGUGAGAAAGGCCGCAAGGUGGACACCAAGUCCUUCUCUCUGGCCUUCUUUGACUCGUCCAUUGAUGGGUCUCGUUUUGCUCCUGGUGUUACACCGCUCACGCUGGCCUGUCAGAAGGACCUGUAUGAGAUUGCCCAGCUCCUCAUGAGUCAGGGCCAUGCUAUUGCCCGUCCCCACCCCAUCUCCUGUUCUUGUUUGGAGUGUAGCAACGCCCGCCGCUAUGACCUGCUCAAGUUCUCCCUCUCCCGAAUUAACACCUAUCGGGGCAUUGCUAGCCGUGCCCACCUCUCCCUGGCCAGUGAGGAUGCCAUGCUGGCUGCCUUCCAGCUCAGCCGAGAGCUCAGGCGUUUGGCCCGCAAGGAGCCAGAGUUCAAGCCCGAAUACAUUGCCCUGGAGCAGCUGAGCCAAGACUAUGGAUUUGAGCUGCUUGGAAUGUGCCGCAACCAGAGUGAGGUCACUGCCGUACUCAAUGACCUGGGCGAAGACAGUGAAACUGAGGCUGAGGGCCUGGGCCAGGCCUUUGAGGAGGGAAUCCCCAACCUUGCCCGCCUGCGUCUAGCCGUCAACUACAACCAAAAGCGGUUUGUAGCCCACCCCAUCUGCCAGCAGGUCCUUUCCUCCAUCUGGUGUGGAAACCUAGCUGGCUGGAGGGGCAGUACCACGAUCUGGAAGCUGUUUGUCUCCUUCAUCAUCUUCCUCACCAUGCCCUUCCUCUGCCUGGGCUAUUGGCUGGCACCCAAGUCAAGGCUGGGUCGUCUGCUGAAGAUCCCAGUGCUCAAAUUUCUUCUACACUCAGCCUCCUACCUAUGGUUCCUCAUCUUUCUGCUGGGAGAGUCACUGGUCAUGGAGACUCAGCUGGGCACCUUCAAGGGUCGAAGCCAGAGUGUCUGGGAAAACUCGCUGCACAUGAUCUGGGUUGCAGGCUUCCUGUGGUUCGAAUGUAAGGAGGUGUGGAUUGAGGGCCUGCGAAGCUACUUCUUGGACUGGUGGAACUUCCUGGACGUGGUCAUCCUGUCCCUGUACCUGGCUUCCUUUGCCCUCCGAGUGCUCCUGGCAGUGUUAGCCUGGCUGCACUGCCAGGAUGCUCCAGAUGGUGCUGCCUGUCACUACUUCACCACAGCUGAGCGCAGCAAAUGGCGCACAGAAGACCCCCAGUUUGUGGCUGAAGUCCUGUUUGCCAUCACCAGCAUGCUCAGCUUCACCCGCCUGGCCUACAUCCUGCCUGCCCACGAGUCACUGGGCACCCUGCAGAUCUCCAUUGGCAAGAUGAUUGAUGAUAUGAUCCGGUUCAUGUUCAUCCUUAUGAUCAUCCUGACGGCCUUUCUUUGUGGCCUCAACAACAUCUAUGUGCCCUACCAGGAGACAGAGAGGCUGGGCAACUUCAACGAGACAUUCCAGUUUCUCUUCUGGACAAUGUUUGGUAUGGAGGAACACAGUGUGGUGGACAUGCCCCAGUUCGUGGUGCCUGAGUUUGUGGGCCGUGCUCUUUAUGGCAUCUUCACCAUCGUCAUGGUCAUUGUGCUACUCAACAUGCUCAUUGCCAUGAUCACCAACUCCUUCCAGAAGAUUGAGGAUGAUGCUGAUGUGGAAUGGAAGUUUGCCUGCUCCAAGCUCUACUUGUCCUUCUUUCGGGAGGGCUUAACGCUACCAGUUCCCUUCAAUAUUUUGCCCUCACCCAAGGCCAUCUUCUAUCUACUCAGGAGGAUCUUCCGAUUCUUUUGUUGCUGCUGCUGCAAGACCAAGGAGACUACCUUCCCCCCCAUCCCCACCUUCGCAAACUCUGGGGUGGGGGCCAGGAAUGGGGAAGGUGAGGGUGGCUCCUACCGGGUCCGAGUCAUCAAGGCCUUGGUGCAACGUUACAUUGAGACUGCAAGGCGUGAGUUUGAAGAAAGCCGUCGGAAAGACCUUGGCAACCGACUCACAGAGCUGACCAAGACGGUGUCCAGACUGCAGGGUGAGGUGGCUGGUGUAAGGAAGACACUGGCUGAGGGUGGAGCUCCUCAUCUCCCCGAUGGUGUCAGUGUCCUGAGUCGCUACAUAACUCGUAUCCGAAAUAGCUUCCAAAAUCUGGGACCCACCAUCCCUGAGACCUCUGAAGAGAAAGGAAGAGAGGAGGAAAUGGGAUAUAGAGUGCCCGAGGAACUAGGGACACAGAUAUCUGAAGAGAUGGGGAGCCAGGAAUCCAAAGCCCCAGAGUUAGGAACUCCAGAUACUGAAGAACAUGCAAGUGAGGAAGUUGAAAGGGCCAGAACCCCGGCAUUUAGGGGCGCCUACAGAAUUUCUGCUGCCCAGGUAGAGAUUCACAGGGGGUUUAAGGAAGAGGGGGAUGUGAAUGUGCCUCCAGAGGAAGGUCCAGUGGCCAGACACGAUCCCUCAGCCUCAGGAGCUGAUUAAAGAAGUAGCCUGUGCAGCAUCUUACCUAAUCCUGUGCCACCUAUACAGCCAAUUCUAAGAAGAAGUGCUGAUGAAAUCUUCCUUUCCUCCCCUAGCCCAAAUACCUUGUUGCCUUAAUAAAAUUAGA